AUGGAGAAGGGGACCAACUGCUUUCCGACCUGCCACACCAUUUUUCUCGCCUGGACAUGGUUCUUACUUCUUUCUUGGUGUUGCACCGGCGCCGAAAUAACUUGCAGAUCCUGCUCAUCUCCAUCGCCCUCCUGGCCGUCCUCCUCGUCUCGCCUUAGGCAGGAGCAGCGACAACCGCCGCCGCCGCCGCCGCGAGGAUUACGGAGCUGGCCGGGCGGCCGAGCGCGGGGCUCGGUCGGGGCGGCGGCCGCCGCGGAGCCGGUGCCGGGCGCGGAGCCGGGGGGCCAAGCGGGGCCGCGGGGAGCGGCGCUCCGCGCGGCGGGGGCGGGAGGCGGCGCGCCCGGGAGCCGGGGCCCGGCGGCGCCGCGGACCCGCCGGAGCACCGAGGGGCGCCGGGCGCUGCCGGCCGGCGGCGUCCGGGAGGUGCCCGCGGCCGAGGGGCAGCGCGGCGGCCGCGCUCAGCCCCGCGGGCCCCCGGAGGAUGGGAGAGCGGCGCGGCCGCGAGGGGCCGAGGAGCCGAGGCUGAGCAGCACCACCUUCGCGCUCACUGGGGAUGCGGCGCACAACCAAGCCAUGGUGCACUGGUCCGGACACAACAGCAGCGUGAUUCUCAUUCUGACAAAGCUCUACGACUUCAACUUGGGGAGUGUAACGGAGAGCUCACUGUGGAGGUCAACAGACUAUGGCACUACGUAUGAAAAGCUAAAUGACAAAGUAGGCCUGAAGACUGUGCUGAGCUACCUAUAUGUCAGUCCCACUAACAAGAGGAAGAUCAUGCUUCUUAGUGAUCCAGAGAUUGAGAGCAGCAUCCUCAUCAGCUCUGAUGAAGGAGCUACCUAUCAGAAGUACCGUUUGAACUUCUAUAUCCAGAGCUUGCUCUUCCACCCCAAGCAGGAGGAGUGGAUCUUGGCCUACAGUCUGGAUCAAAAGCUGUACAGCUCCAUGGACUUUGGAAGAAAAUGGCAGCUCAUGCAUGAGCGGGUCACUCCAAACAGGUUUUACUGGUCAGUGGCUGGUUUGGAUAAAGAACCUGACCUUGUGCACAUGGAAGCCCGGACAGCUGAUGGACACACCCACUAUUUGACCUGUCGGAUCCAGGAGUGCUCCGAGACCAAGAGGAGCGGGCCCUUCUCGCGCUCCAUCGACGUCAGCUCCCUGGUUGUUCAGGAUGAAUACAUCUUCAUCCAGGUGACAACUGGUGGAAGAGCAACUUACUAUGUGUCAUACAGACGGGAGCCCUUUGCACAGAUUAAAUUACCCAAAUACUCCCUUCCUAAGGACAUGCAUAUUAUCAGCACAGAUGAGAAUCAGGUGUUUGCAGCUGUUCAAGAGUGGAACCAGAAUGACACCUAUAACCUGUACAUCUCGGACACCCGAGGGGUCUACUUCACCCUGGCCUUGGAAAAUGUGAAAAGCAGCCGAGGACUGGAGGGGAAUAUUGUCAUUGACCUUUAUGAGGUAGCAGGGAUCAAAGGCAUAUUCCUGGCUAACAGGAAGGUGGAUGACCAGAUCAAGACUUUCAUUACCUACAACAAAGGCAGAGACUGGCGUUUGCUACAGGCACCGGACACUGAUCUAAGAGGGGAUCCUGUACUUUGCCAGCUGCCCUUUUGCUCGCUGCACUUGCGCCUGCAGCUCUCAGAGAAUCCAUACACUUCAGGGAGUAUUUCCAGCAAAGAGACAGCUCCUGGGCUGCUGGUGGCCACAGGCAAUAUUGGCUCUGAACUUUCCUACACAGAGGUUGGCGUGUUCAUCUCUUCUGAUGGUGGCAAUUCCUGGAGACAGAUCUUUGAGGAGGAGUACAACGUUUGGUUUCUGGACUGGGGAGGGGCACUAGUGGCCAUGAAACACACGUCAGUGCCCAUCCGGCACAUGUGGGUGAGUUUUGAUGAGGGAAGAUCCUGGACUAAAUACAGUUUCACAUCAACACCACUUUUUGUGGAUGGAUCCCUUGUAGACCCUGGCAUAGAGACCCAGAUAAUGACUGUUUUUGGGCACUUCAGCCUCCGUUCUGAGUGGCAGCUGGUCAAGGUGGAUUACAAGUCUCUCUUCAGCCGCAGGUGUACCAAGGAUGACUACCAGACCUGGCAUCUGCACAACCAGGGGGAACCUUGUGUCAUGGGGGAGAGGAAGAUCUAUAAAAAGCGCAAGCCUGGAGCCCAGUGUUCCCUAGGUCGGGACUAUUCCCAAACUGUGGUGUCUGAACCAUGUGUCUGUGGCCAAGGAGACUUUGAGUGUGACUAUGGAUAUGAGAGGCACAGCAACAACCAGUGCAUCCCAGCCUUCUGGUUCAGCCCGUCCUCCCUCUCCAAGGAUUGCAACGUUGGUCAGAACUACUGGAACAGCACUGGGUACCGCAGGAUUGUGUCUAACAACUGCACAGAUGGCUUGAGAGAGAAGUACAUGGCCAAGAUGGAGAAAUGCCCUGGAAAAGCACCUCGGGGAUUGCACAUCCUCACCUCCGAUGGGAAGCUCGUCAUGGAGCAAGGACACAAUGCCACUUUCAUCAUCCUCAUGGAAGAGGGUGAUCUCCAAAGGACAAACAUCCAGCUUGAUUUUGGAGAUGGCAUUGCAGUGUCCUAUGCCAAUUUCAGCCCUGGGGAGGACGGCAUCCGGCAUGUGUAUAAGAGUGCUGGCAUCUUCCAGGUGACGGCGUUUGCAGAGAACAGCCUGGGCUCAGACACUGCUGUCCUGUUCCUGCACGUGGUCUGUCCAGUGGAGCACGUCCAUCUGAGUGUUCCCUUUGUUGCCAUCAGAAAUAAGGAUGUCAACAUUACUGCAGUAGUUUGGCCCAGCCAGGCAGGCACACUUACCUACUUCUGGUGGCUUGGCAACAGCACCAAGCCCCUCAUCACCUUGGAGAGCAGCAUCUCGUACGUGUUCACUGUGGAGGGGAUGAACACUGUCACCGUGCAGGUUGCUGGGGGCAGCAGCCUCAUCCAGGACACCAAGGAGAUCGCAGUGCAUGAGUAUUUCCAAUCUCAGCUCCUGUCAUUUUCUCCCAACUUGGAUUACCACAACCCUGACAUCCCUGAAUGGAGACAAGAUGUUGGCAAAGUCAUCAAGAGAGCAUUAGCACAGGUGACUGGUAUUCCUGAUGAACAGAUCCUGGUAGCUCUAUUCCCUGGGCUGCCUACUUCUGCUGAACUCUUCAUACUGCCCCACAAAAACACAACAGAGAGGAGGAAAAGCAGUGAGGCUGAUCUGGAGCAAGUGGUCGAAAUCCUUUUUAAUGCUCUCAACCAGAACCUGGUCCAGUUUGAACUGAAGCCUGGAGUUGAAGUGGUUGUUUAUGUUACUCAGUUAACAUUAGCACCACUUGUGGAUUCCAGCUCGAGUCACAGCAGUUCAGCGAUGUUGAUGUUGCUGUCAGUGGUGUUUGUGGGCUUGGCUGUUUUUUUAAUCUACAAAUUCAAGAGGAAAAUCCCUUGGAUUAACAUCUAUGCCCAAGUUCAGCAUGACAAGGAGCAGGAAAUGAUUGGCUCUGUCAGCCAAAGUGAAAAUGCCCCCAAAAUCACCUUGAGUGAGUUCACAGACCCUGAGGAGCUGAUGGACAAAGAGCUGGACACACGAGUGAUGGGAAGCAUCUCAACAAUUGCCAACAGUGAAAGCACAAAGGAAAUCCCCAACUGCACUAGUGUUUAAUACUGAGAAUCCACUUGGUCUACAGCAUUUCUGAAUUUUUAUUUGUAAUUAUUAUUGUUAUAAUUAUUAUU
This is a messenger RNA of Camarhynchus parvulus, 3716 nucleotides long. RefSeq names its product sortilin related VPS10 domain containing receptor 3 (gene SORCS3). Gene Ontology annotation, cellular component: postsynaptic density membrane. The record is from RefSeq and is a predicted model, not a curated record. NCBI's taxonomy places the organism in Eukaryota, Metazoa, Chordata, Aves, Passeriformes, Thraupidae. Gene Ontology annotation, molecular function: protein binding.